GUGCGCGAGAAGGGCCAAGCCCUUCUGCCAAUGUGGUCUUUCAAGGCCCCCGAGUCUGGAGCAAUCGCAGCCCCAGUUUUAACGCUUAAGACACCGUGAUUGUAAUUUCGACUCCACUAACUGGGCCUUCCCUGAGCAGCACACUCUCUCACUUCGCUCUUUAAGUCACUCUGAAUGCUGGUGAAUUUAUCAUUCUUUGGGUGAUCUGCGCGCGCCCGUGCGUUUUCAUAAAACGAAAGUCAACACGUUUUCGUUACUUCUAAGCAAAUGGAAAAUUCCACUUUCCCGCCGGCUGUUAACUGGAACGUCUGGCCAGCCAGGAGGAACAAGGACAGGGUACCCAAAGCAGAGGCCAUUAGCAGUCUGCGCCUUAAAAAAAAUAAAAGUCCUCACUCCGCCCCCUUCCGUCCCGCCCCGCGUCGCCUCCACUCCUGAGAUCCAAGCAGUCCUCCCUGGUUGCGCGGAACUCCCGGCCUCGCUGCGGGCCUGGAAUUGGGGUACGGGGCCGGCGGGGCUGAGUUGUAGCCGCCUGCUCUUCCACUCGUUGGAGGUCAAGUCCAAGGGAGCAGGCGUGGACCCGGGAGCCGCAACUCCGGAGCCCACGCAGGGCAUAUGGACGCGCCGGGGGACCCCGAAGGCCCACGCCCCCCAGGAGGUGACGGAGAGCCACCGGGCCCGACGCGCCUCGGCGGCUUGGGUCCUGUCUCUUUAACAACGACUGAAGUAGCUUUAGCUUGGUUUGUUACCGAGAGGUGAUGGUCCUCCAGGAAGUGCAAGGGAGACACCCAGCCGGCUUUCGAGAGAGCAGAUUUUUGUGCUGAUAUCAGCAGCUUCCAUUAACUUAGGUUCCAUGAUGUGCUAUUCUAUCCUUGGACCCUUUUUCCCCAAGGAGGCUGAAAAGAAAGGAGCCAGCAACACAGUUAUUGGUAUGAUCUUUGGAUGUUAUGCUUUUUUCGACUUGCUAGCCUCUUUGGUAUUUGGAAAAUAUCUUGUACACAUUGGAGCAAAAUUUAUGUUUGUAGCAGGAAUGUUUGUCUCAGGAGGAGUUACAGUGCUCUUUGGUGUAUUGGACCAAGUACCAGAAGGACCAGUGUUUAUUGCUAUGUGCUUUCUAGUGAGAAUAACCGACGCAAUAAGUUUUUCUGCAGCAAUAACUGCAUCAUCUUCUAUCCUCGCAAAGGCUUUUCCAAAUAACGUGGCUACAGUAAUGGGAACUCUUGAGAUUUUUUCUGGACUGGGAUUAGUGCUAGGGCCUCCUUUGGGUGGCUUCUUAUAUCAGUCCUUUGGCUAUGAAGUGCCUUUCAUUUUUCUGGGAUGCAUAGUUCUCCUGAUGGUACCCCUCAACAUGUGUAUUUUACCUAAUUAUGAGUCUGAUCCAGGGAAACACUCCUUCUGGAAACUCAUCACUUUACCCAAGGUGGCCUUUUUAUCCUUCGUCAUCACCUCACUCAGCUCGUGCUUUGGCUUCCUUGAUCCGACCCUGUCCCUCUUUGUUUUGGAGAAGUUUCAUUUACCAGCUGGAUACGUGGGACUGGUAUUUCUGGGUUUGGCGCUGUCCUACACCAUUUCUUCACCGCUGAUGGGCCUACUCAGUGAUAAAAUGCCACAUCUAAGGAAAUGGCUUCUAGUUUUUGGAAACUUAAUCACAGCAGGAUGCUACAUGUUCUUAGGACCUGCUCCAGUCUUGCACAUGAAGAGUCAGCUCUGGCUGCUGGUGCUGAUACUAGUCAUAAAUGGUGUCUCUGCUGGAAUGAGUUUAAUUCCAACUUUCCCGGAGAUUCUCAGCUGCGCUUAUGAAAAUGGGUUUGAAGAAGGAUUAAGUACCUUGGGACUUGUGUCAGGUCUCUUUGGUGCAAUGUGGUCAGUGGGUGCUUUUGCAGGACCAACGGUGGGGGGAAUUCUGUAUGAAAAAAUUGGUUUUGAAUGGGCAGCUGCAGUACAAGGGCUCUGGGCUCUGACAAGUGGACUCCUAAUGGGAGUGUUUUACCUAGUGGAGCACUCAAGGAGAAGGAGGAGAUCUAAAUUUGAAAAUGUCCUCGGCACAGAGGAGGAACGGACUGCUCUCCUGCCAGGUGAAACAUAGCCUUAGGAAUCCCAACUGAUACAGGGCUGGGAGGCGCACGCACCUGGUCUUGAACAGCAAGGUUGGAAGAAUUUUCUUAAUUUUUAUAUGCAAAACUCCAUGGACCACACAGCAACAUCCUGGAAAUGUUAACAUAGUUUUGGAUGAUUCUAUGCUGGACUGUACUUAGGUUUGUCCUGAAAAGCUGGCCUGCUGAACCAGCCAUAUUUGAAACCUUAAAUAUGAGAUGAGCUGUUGAAGAUAACAAAAGUCUGUGGUUUUGAGUGACCAGACUUGACCUUGAAGAUGUUACUGACUCUGGGUUUCCUAUUUGCCCUCUUUACAUUUUUUCUAAGUGCGCUACUUGUGUGAGUGUACCUUUUUUUUUUAAUUAACAGGGAAAGAAAUGAUUUGAUAUCUGUAAAAAGAAUAUAAAAGAUAACUCAAAAUAUGAAGAAUAAUGACUGUGAAAUCUGUUUUUAAAAUAUUUGCUUCCUCUCUGUUCCGAGAUGUUUUUGUUCAAAGGCUAAAUUUCAGCCUACCAUGUAAAAAUUCUAUAGCAUAUCCUGGCUCUAAGCUUUUCUAACACUUUUGUUUGUGUGGAAGAUACAAGAAUAAUAUGACUUAAUACUUCCAGUCUUUUAACAGGCUUUGAAUUAUGAUCUGGAUUUAUAAAUAAUAAUUGGUAUAGUAUUAAUUUUCCUUAAUGUCUCUGUUUCAGCUCGGUAUACACAUACAUAUAUAUAUAUAUAAGUAUAUAUGUAUUUUUUUUUGCUCAUUCCCAGAGCAAGUGAACCCACAGUAAUGUUUGUUCUCUCUUCGGCAAGGAGUUGCUCUGACUUCAUGUGAAAUCCAUGCUCUUGUUUGAAGUGAGUGAAUCUGCUGUGCAACUCUUAUACUUCCUAGUUUCCAUAGUGUAGGAGCCACAUUUACACACCCCUUUAAUAGAAGAAAUGUUUUUUAAAAUAUCUAUUUAUUAAUUUAAAAAUGUUUGUUGAAUACCUUCUUUGAACUGACACUGUGCUUGGUGUUAGGGAUUUAGCUGUGAAUAAGAUAAACACAGUCUCUGCCUUUAUAGAACUAAUAUUCCAGUGACAAACAAUAAAUAAAUACCAGAAUCUCUAUUAUCUUACAGAGAUGCUAUGAAAGAAAAAACCUGGCAAUAUGAAAGAGUAGUUGGAGUUCCUGUCGUGGCUCAGCAGGAACGAACCUGACUAGUAGCCAUGAGGACUCGGGUUUGAUCCCUGGCCUUGCUCAGUGGGUUAAUGAUCCCACGUUAUCAUGAACUGUGGUGUAGAUCUGGCUUGGAUCUGGCAUUGCUGUGGCUGUGGUGUAGGCUGGCAGCUGCAGCUCUGAUUCGACCCCUAGCCUGGGAACUUCCGUAUGCCAUGGGUGUGGCCCUCAAAAGACAAAAAAAAAAAAGGAAAGAAAGAAAGUAAUUGAGAGUAAUUGGCUGGGCUUGAUUAGGUGUGGGGAUCCUGAGAGAAGCCCUCUCCAUGGAGGUGGGGCUUUUGAACCGAGAUCUGAAGAAUGAGCAUAUGCAGAAGGGCUUGCCAGUGGUCAGAGAGAAAGUCAGGGCCCACGUGGCUGGAGUCUGGUAAAGAGAGAAGUUUUUUAAUGGAAGACACUGGAAUUUACUAUUUCUGGAAGGUCAUUUUGCAUUUGUGCGUACAAGGUCAGUGGUGAUGCUCAUCCCCGGAGGUAGAUGGAGAUCUUUGGAAGCUUUGAGAGAGACAUCAAUGGUUUGGACCAGGCAGGUGGUGGUAAAGUGGGGAGAAAAGGAUGUCUUUGGAAGUGGAACCAACAGGACUUGCUAUUGUGUUUGGGAAAUGAGGGAGGAAUUCAGCAUGACUCCUAGUUUUUAUGUUUUUUGGUUUUUAGGAUGACUCCUAGUUUUGGCUUGAGCAUGUAGGUGGUCAGAGGUGCCUCUUAGUGAAAUGGGGAAGAAUGGAAGCAAAACAGAUCCCAAAGGGGCAAAUUAAACCAUGACAGGACACCUUUUCACACUACCAGAAGGGGAAG
Messenger RNA from Phacochoerus africanus (Common warthog), 4084 nucleotides. It is a transcript of the gene SLC18B1, whose product is annotated as solute carrier family 18 member B1. The record is from RefSeq and is a predicted model, not a curated record. Gene Ontology annotation, molecular function: transmembrane transporter activity. The coding region runs from base 851 to 2083 and encodes 410 amino acids. Gene Ontology annotation, biological process: transmembrane transport. Lineage: Eukaryota; Metazoa; Chordata; Mammalia; Artiodactyla; Suidae. The transcript has 15 exons.